AUUUGCGAAACUCUAUUAAAGGCCAAUUAUUCCUAUUAGCUGCUCCAUGCUGCGUUAUCGGCUCUCCUGCCAGUGUUGCUUUUAACAUUAUAAUAUUUUCCUAUUUUAUUUUGUUGCCACUUUACAUCAAAAGAGAGUAACAAAUACCAAUAUAACUUCGAGCAACUCAGUCGAUCAAGAAUUGCAUGCAACCUAUAAUUUGCGGUAUUCCUUAUCCAUACAGGGCAUUAAAUGUGGCCUUGUGGCAUCUAUAAUUUGGGUUGCACUUAUAUAAAAGACACUGCAGCAAAGGCAGGUCCUUUUUGAGUCUUGGUGUGAAAGCAACAUGAGGUUUCUUGUGAAGUUGAUGAUGAUAUUUCUGGUCGAAAGUAGCUGGGGACAUUUCCAGGAAAACUUUGCUAAGAGAAGUGAAAGAGAGAACAAGAUGCCGCAAGAGGUGCAGGAACGAUUACGAACUCCCCCAAAGCUCAACUUGAAGCAAAGCCUGGCAAUGAACCAAGUUGUGAACUUCUACACUCUAAAAGAAGCUUCCAGUGAGCUUUGUAGGAAUCACUCCAUGGAAUUUAGUGCGGGACUGCGAAGCUUUGAGCCCUGGGCUUUGAAAAGUGGGCAAAAGCCUCAAAAACCGUUCCACCAGAAAAUUGGCAUAUUUUUUCCAGUGUUUGAUGCAUCGUCCAAAAUGCAGUCUGGAAUCCUAGCUGGCAAUUUAUUCAACUUUGGAAGCUUCGAUCAAUGCAUUGCAGUCCAAGCCGAGACCGCGUACGGUCCUUUGAAAGGCAAACAUUGCACUUUAAAGCUUCGCCCAGACACGGCUUUGCUGAAGAAAAUCCUCAGCUACAACAACAUUUCCGAAAAGAGAUGGGAUCAAGUGAAGAUUUUCGUCGAAAAUGCCACGCUGGAUUGGUCGAUUUGCGUACCCGAUUCUUGUAUCAGUUCCGAUGUGUUGCCGCAUUUUCAGAUGUUAAUGGAAACUUUAACGGAGGGACUAAACCUAACGGUUAAUCUAAAAGAGAUGAACUGUCUGAUGGAGGUUUCUGCGGAAAGAUUCAGCUUUUUUGAGCUGGCGGUUAUAUUUGGAAUGUUGGCAUAUGUUGGUUUUAUUGCGAUAUUAACAGCCAUCGAUCUCAAUGCCCCCAGCCGCGAAAGCAAAAGUAAUCAGUUGCUGUCAAUAUUCUCUGCUAGUCGCAACGCGAUUAAAGUAUUUGCAAGGUCUGCCAAAGCCCGUCCUGAUUUAGAUUGCGUUCAUGGAAUCCGCUUCAUCAGUACGUGCUACGUCAUUAUAGGGCACCGAUAUCUCAUGAUGAUGUUUUUUCCUGUAAUAAACAGCCUACAGAUCAUAAAUUGGACUAGUUAUUACAGAAGCACAGCGAUAACGGGAGGCACUCUUUGCGUGGACACGUUUUUUAUGAUCAGUGGCAUGCUUGUAACUAUUGGGUUCUUCGAACAGGCGUCAAAGGGGAAAGUUAAUUGGUUUUUGUUUUAUUUCUAUCGAUACAUCAGAAUCACACCGCCACUGGCUAUAGUUAUUUUGUGGUAUUGCACUUUGAUGCACCACUUUGGCUCUGGGCCUUUGUGGAAUGAUAUGCUGGACAUAAUCCAGAAACCUUGCCAGCAGUACUGGUGGGCAGCAGUUUUGCAUAUUCAGAACUACGUGCAUCCAUACCCUUUGUGCUUGACUCAAAUCUGGUACCUCACAUGCGAUAUGCAGUACUACUUCCUUUCUCCAAUUAUCCUCAUCCCUUUUCGCAAUGACCAAGUCCUUGGUUCCAUCAACUUUGCUCUCCUCUUCAGCCUAUCGGUUGCUGUUAACUUCUACCUGGCCUGGGCUCAUAAAUACAACGGAGGAGUUCCAGUAACAAAUGAGCUGUUUGCCACAGAAUAUUUCCAGCACCACUACAUAGCUCCGCAUGUGCGAUCCUCAACAUACAUCCUAGGAUUAGGCUUUGGGAUGCUAAUCUACAACCAAAAAGGGAAAGAAUGGAAUGUUAACACUGCGUUUGUUGUAGCGGGAUGGUUGGUUUGUGCGGCUACAAUGUUGGCUUCAAUGCUGGGUUGUCACGUUUUCUUCGUGGAAGAACAUGACUACAACAGACUUGAAUCUUCAAUAUACUUGGCUGCAAGUCGGUCUGCUUGGACGCUUGGGAUUGGCUGGAUGGUCUGGGCCUGCAUCAAUGGAUAUGGAGGUCCAAUCAAUUUCAUUUUAUCACUGCAUAUAUUCCGGGUAUUUGGCAAGAUCAGUUAUGGGAUUUACUUGCUGCAUAUGGGAAUGCAGUACAUGAUAAGCGCUGCAGCCCGAACUCCGCACUAUUUUUCGGACCUUGCCUCGAUGUACGCAGCAGUGAGCGAUCUAUUCAUAAUGGUUUUUUGUGGCUUUGCAUUUACGAUUUUGUUCGAAUCGCCCUUGGUUCAAAUGCUGUCACUGCUUGCAAGAAAAGGAAAUAUGAAACGGACCGUCGAAGUGAAGCCACUGAACCGCCAUUAGCGAAAUAUUCCUGGUUUUUAGCAAAUUAGUUAGUAAUAUACAACGUUUUUUUGCUGAUGAUCGGGUGUUUGGAAAGGAAGUGGGCAAAAACUAAAAUUCAAAACGGUUUUAAUGUCUGGACUAAAACAGUAACUAUAGCUAAGUAUUACAAAAAAAUAAAUAAAUAAUUAUUUACAAAAA
Messenger RNA from Dendroctonus ponderosae (mountain pine beetle), 2662 nucleotides. Its product is annotated as nose resistant to fluoxetine protein 6. Bases 326 to 2482 code for a protein of 718 amino acids. Lineage: Eukaryota; Metazoa; Arthropoda; Insecta; Coleoptera; Curculionidae. The record is from RefSeq and is a predicted model, not a curated record. The transcript is spliced from 13 exons. Gene Ontology annotation, molecular function: acyltransferase activity, transferring groups other than amino-acyl groups.